This is a messenger RNA of Canariomyces notabilis, 2473 nucleotides long. RefSeq lists its product as uncharacterized. NCBI's taxonomy places the organism in Eukaryota, Fungi, Ascomycota, Sordariomycetes, Sordariales, Chaetomiaceae. The coding region runs from base 366 to 2261 and encodes 631 amino acids. The transcript has 4 exons. The record is from RefSeq and is a predicted model, not a curated record.
GUUUGCGGAUGGUGACAUCAGAGUCUAGCAAGUACACUCACUACCGCUUGCGUCAGGAGUCUGAAAGACCUGGCUUGAGCCGACACAUGCAAGAUCAAGCUGCAAGCUGUGAAUAGAAAAGGAACCCUAGAAGUCAAAGAGGACUCAAAGAGCAAUCGGUUUAUUAUCCUACAUACAUCAUUCACUCUCAUUUGAGAGGAGCUUUAUGCCGUAAAAUCAGCAAAGUCGCACUCAUAAUUUCGGCUUCAACAUCUAAAUCAGCCCACGACUUCUGACCAUCGCAAUGCUCCUAUAAAUCAAGGUGACAAGAUACGAAUGAAAUAUUGACACAGGCACUUUGGGAGAAACCAGAGGCCACAGUGACAAUGGAGGCGAGAGACACCAAGAUCGCGACAGGAGCCUCAGUCGCGCUGAGGGCACUGAGCUAUGUAUUCUUGAGAUGGGCGCUGCAUCCCGCUCUCCCAGCCGUCAUAUUCACCCUCUUUGCAGUGUAUCUGCCGGCUUUCAUCUUGGGCUACAGAAAGGAGCCAAAAUAUCAACUGGUCAAUGAAGUUGACGUUGUGGUUACCGAAACCACGGUGGAAAAUGAGGCUUCCCAGAUGCCAGGCGCUAUGCCAGACUCGGGGGCCCCCAACGGGGACAAGCAGGUUGUGGCCGAGGACAUUGCCAUCAAGGAAACCAUUUCCGUCCAGGACAGGCCGCUCAACCUUUGGCGGACAUUGCUGACGGGAGCCCCAAAUCCGCGAAGCCUGCCCCUGUCCAUCGCAACGCUCCUCCUCAGCACCCUCUGCGUUGGCUUCGUUGCCGACCGCCUCUUCCGAGAGCGCUACCACCCCGUUGACGAUCUCUCAUUCGUCAGGCUCGGAUAUGUGUCCGAGAAAGAGGCCAAUCUUCUAAUUCGGGAGCCGGAUUGGUCCAAGAUGCCUGUCACCGUCGAGGUCCGAAUGAAGGACCCGUUACCCCCGUUCGACAACCCGUUGUGGCAAGAUGCGGGCGGAGUGAGAUGGACCACAAAUGAGACCGACUACACGGCUGUUGUGCGCAUCCCUUUGAACCAUGCAAAGAGGAGAACCUACGAAUGGCGAACGUCUAACAACCAUUCCGGCGAGUUCACCGCGCCCCCGCCAGUCGGCCACGCUGAGGAGACCAACUACGGCCCGUUCACCUUCGUCACGACCUCCUGCAUCGUUCCCCGCUUGCCCUACAAUCCUUUCCAACACCCACUUUCGAUCCCUGGGCUCAAGCACCUUGCCAGAGUCCUGCCUUCCCUCCGCGCCCAGUUCAUGCUCUUCCUCGGCGAUUUCAUCUACGCCGACGUCCCGCGGUACUGGUCCAAAGACAAGUCCUACUACUACCAAAAGUACCGCCAAAUCUACGCCUCCCCGGAGUGGCCUUUGGUGGGCCAGAAUCUGAGCUGGAUUCACACCCUCGACGACCACGAGAUCGCCAACGACUGGUCCGCCAACUCGACCGGCGCGUACGCGGCCGCACUGCGCCCGUGGCGUAACUACCAAGCCGCGGCCAACCCGCCGCCCGCCAAGAAGGCAGGGCACCUCAGGCCGCGCACGGGGGCGACCUAUUUCGAAUUCACCCAGGGCCCGGCCAGCUUCUUCCUGCUGGACACGCGCUCGUUCCGGUCCGCCAACGGCCUCCUGGCCGCUGACGACACCAACAAGACCAUGCUGGGGCCCGAACAGCUCGAGGACUUCCUCUACUGGCUGCGCCGGCCGGAGCCCAAGGGGGUCAAGUGGAAGAUUGUGGCGUCGUCGGUGCCCUUCACCAAGAACUGGCCCGUCAACCGGCGCGACACGUGGGGCGGGUUCCUCGCCGAGCGGCGCAGGGUGCUCGAGACCAUGUGGGACGUGGCCAGCCGCGGGGUCGGCGUCGUGGUGCUCUCGGGCGACAGGCACGAGUUCGCCGCCACAAAGUUCCCCCCGCCCAAGGACGGGAGGUGGCCUGAGAGUGCUACCGUUUGGGAGUUUUCGGUUAGUCCACUUAGUCAGUUCUACUCGCCGAUUCCGACGUAUCGGCAGACGGAUGAGGAGGAUGUCAAGGUUAGAUAUAUUCACACGGGUAACUCCAAAUUCGGGGUGGUCACGAUUGAGAACCUAGAGGGCGGCGAUCGGAGCAGCAGUCUGAAAUACCGGCUUUUUGUGGAUGGUGUGGAGGUGUGGAACACGAUGAUUCUGUCACCACAGCCGGCCUCUGCGCAGUCAAAACCUGAGGGCUCCUUCUGGGAUAGGUUCAAGUUUGGUAGCUAAAGGGUUGAGGUUAGGGAGCUUUAAGUUGAGGUCAAGAAGAGUAAGGUCAAGGUACAAUACCAAAAUGUUGGAGUUUCUCCGACUGGGAUAUGGGAGAGUUGGCUCUGGAAUCCAAAAUAUCGGCCCAACCCCAGGCUCACCGGACCCUUACCGUUUCGGUCAUCCUGGGUCUCUUUGUCUUGUAAGGAGUUGGGUCGCAUGAACUAAAGCAU